AAUUUAACAAUUUUUAAGUUUACAUUGAUUUAUUUACUAAAUAUAAAUAAUUUGUAAGAUUCUUCUUGAUUAACUAUCCAGCUAUGGCGUCAUAUGUAAAUAUGAGCUUGGAUGAUAUAAUUAAAAAAAAGAAAAUAUCAAAUACUCGAAGUCCAAUUAAGAAGAAAAAUCCUCAACAACCUGCCAAAUCCUUACCAGUGGUUGAUGCCAGAAAUAAAAUUAUUUCCAAAAAGAGAAUUCAAAUUAAAGAUGCUCGUGAGAAACUUGCGGAGCUUGCCAAACAGAAAGAUGCAAGAUUGAGAUUAGAACAAUUAAGAGCAAAGAGGCAAACUCUGCCAAAAUUUCAAGGAUAUGUUUCCAGAAACCAUGGAAAAGUUGUGAAACCUUAUUUUAAUCAAAGAGAAAAGGUUUUUUCAGAUCCCUCGAGAUUUGUUGUCUCUCAGCCCCUUGGAGCUUCAAAACAAAUAAUCAGAAAGCACCAUAACAAACACUUUACCGAAAGCAGAUCAAUACAAUCAAGAUCCAUGUCUAAAGCAACUCUGAAGCCAAUAACAAGAACCAUAGAGAAUGACAUUGAGAUUAUUGAUGAUCCAAUGGAGUAUGAGCCGCUUUCAAGAACAAGCCUCAACAGGAAAGCUAGCCUACAACUGAAAAUUGUAACUCAUAAUAAUGUUGAAAGGAAUAUAGGGAAAGAAAGAAGCCCCCCCAGACCACCAUCUAUUCUUAAGAAACGGGCAAUGGCAGCUUUACGAAGUGAGGAGAAAGUUGAAAAACAAGAGAAACCGACAUUGGAAUAUAGAAUCAUUGUCAGCAAUUUGCGCAACACCGUCACUGGUGGUGAUAUUGAGGAGUUGUUUGGCGAUGUUGGAGGUAUGUUAGAGUCUCGUUUGGUCAGACCUGGCACAGCGGAAGUGAUUUAUAAGACUGUUGAAGAUGCCCAGAGGGCUGUAGACUUGUAUCAUAACAGACAGUUGGAUGGACAGCCAAUGAACUGUCUACUUGUUACUCCUCGCCCAAACGCCUCUGUUUCCAGCGGCGGAGGAUAUCCCGCUCAGUAUUCUAUGCCGCCACCCUCGUUUGGUUCAGGAGACACCAAUUUUAGUGCAAGCGGUCAACAAGGAAAUUACAAUCAAUCUGGAUCUUACCCUGGCCAAAGCGCAGGACAAUCAUGGAAUCAACAAUCCGCUGGAAAUGGAGGCAGCGGAAGCUAUGGUGGAGGUCAACAAGAUAGUAGUAAUUUUAAUCAAAGUUAUGGAUCAAAUUAUGGCGGUGGCAGUUUUGACCGUAAUAAUGGAAGCAACUACAACGCUGGUGGUAGUGACCGAGGCAGUGGCAACUAUGGCAAUAAUGACCGUGGCGGAAGCAACUAUGGUAGCGAGAGAAGUAGCGGUGGCUACGGAGGCGGGGACCGCGGGGGAUCCAACUACGGUGGAGACCGAGGAGGCAGUGGCUACUCGGGAGGAGACAGGGGUGGCUAUGGCGGUGGAGGUGAUAGAUCAAAUUACAGCAGAGAUGGAGGCUAUGGUGGCGGCGGCAGGGGGGGUGGUUUUAAUAAAGGUGGCGGAGGAGGUGGCUUUGGCGGAGACCGGGGUGGUAGUGGUGACAUGGUCACACAGGAGGACACCGUCUUUAUUCAAGGCAUGAACCCAUCCACUACUGAGGAUGAACUGUGCCAACACUUCGGUGCCAUUGGCAUUAUUAAGACCGACAAGAAGACUCAGAGACCAAAAGUUUGGAUGUACAAAGAUAAGGCUACCGGCCAACCGAAAGGCGAAGCCACAGUCACCUACGAAGACUCGAAUGCUGCUUCCUCAGCCAUUCAAUGGUUCGACGGGAAAGACUUCAAUGGUGCUACGAUAAAAGUAUCCCUAGCGCAAAGGCAGAACACGUGGAGCGGCGGUAGAGGCGGUGGCGGCGGCGGCGGCGGCGGCGGCGGUGGAUUCCGCGGCGGCCGGGGCGGCGGUGGGCGAGGAGGAGGAGGCGGCGGCGGCGGCGGCAGGGGCGGCAGCGACAGCGGCGGCGGCAACCGCGCCGGGGACUGGCGGUGCACCAAUCCCAGCUGCGGAAACACAAACUUCUCGUGGCGCAAGAACUGCAACAGAUGUAACGAGGAGAAGCCUCCGGGCGCGGACGGCGGUAGCGGCGGCGGCGGACCGCCCGGUGGCGGCCGCGGGGGCCCGCGAGGCGGCGGACGCGGGGGGCGCGGGGGCGGUGGCCCGCGUGGAGGCGGCGGGGGUUGGGGUGGGCGCGGCGACCGCGGCGGUGACCGGGGCGGCGACCGCAGCGGCGACCGGCGCGGCUCCGGCGAUCGCCCUAGCGGUGGUGCCAUGAGGGGCGACGGAGGCGGAAGAGACCGGCAGAGACCCUAUUAAUUUAUAAGGUUACAAUAAUAAGCUAAAUGUAUUAUUAAGUAAAUUUAAUUCUGAGAUUUAAUUAAUUCAGACCAUGAAAAUAUAAGAUUUAAUUUCAAGAAAACUUGUAUUACUUUAUGUAUGUGCAUUGUAUUUAUUGACUGUGAUUUUGACAUUUGCUUGCUUGGUUAGUUGUGAUGUCGUUUGUCCUUGAUUGCACAUGUAAUUGAGUAAUAGGUAACUGAAUUAGAUAUCGACAAGGCUUUAAAUGAACGUGGCGAACGAAGAACUAACGCUGCCAUCAUACAACAAUUACAUUCAUUUAAAGCAUUGUAGCACAUUACAAAGAGACUGUUGUCGAAAUUAGUGUUUAAUGUUUAAGUUAUGUAUUGUACAACAUUAAUCUCUAUGUUGACUCGAACUACUGUCGCUAAUAAAACUCCCUUUUUAAU
This is a messenger RNA of Aricia agestis (brown argus), 2803 nucleotides long. Its product is annotated as RNA-binding protein FUS-like. Gene Ontology annotation, biological process: regulation of DNA-templated transcription. The record is from RefSeq and is a predicted model, not a curated record. Gene Ontology annotation, molecular function: RNA binding; transcription coregulator activity. Lineage: Eukaryota; Metazoa; Arthropoda; Insecta; Lepidoptera; Lycaenidae. Gene Ontology annotation, cellular component: nucleus. The coding region runs from base 84 to 2372 and encodes 762 amino acids. The transcript has 13 exons.